Papaver somniferum (opium poppy) is the source of this 1868-nucleotide messenger RNA. RefSeq names its product pentatricopeptide repeat-containing protein At3g22470, mitochondrial-like. Lineage: Eukaryota; Viridiplantae; Streptophyta; Magnoliopsida; Ranunculales; Papaveraceae. The record is from RefSeq and is a predicted model, not a curated record. Bases 1 to 1650 code for a protein of 549 amino acids. The transcript has 4 exons. Gene Ontology annotation, molecular function: protein binding.
AUGACUCCAAUCGACUCAUUCUAUCCUGUUACAUCACACAGGACUGAGCUUGGACGCUGCAGAAGCGUGUGCGAGUUAAAUAAGGAAGAAUCAGCACUCGUUGACAACGUGAGAAGAGAAGAAUGGGAAGAAAAUAUUCCCGAGAAGAUAUCCCUUCACUGCAGAAUAAAGAGAGAUUACUCUUGGAGAUGGCUUGAAAUACUUCUUGAAAGGCCAUUGCCAUCUACAAGAACAUUUAAUCAUCUUUUGAGUUUAGUUUCAAAAAUGAAAUGUUAUUCAGAUGUCAUUAUGUUGUUUUACAAGAGGAUGAAUUUGGUGGGAGUAAAACCAGAUAUUUAUACAUUCAGCAUUUUGAUCAACUGUUGCUGUCAAUUAGGCCAACUGAAUUAUGGGUUUUGUUUGUUUGGAGAAAUGCUAAAGAGAGGUUAUCAUCCUGAUAAAGUCACAUUUACUACAUUGAUUAAAGGGUUGUGCAUCAGAGAUGAGAUUGAAACUGCGUUCGAUAUGUUUGCUAAAAUGGCUCACACAGGUAUUCAACCUGAUGCCUUCACAUGUAAUACUCUCAUACAUGGGUUUUGUAGAACUGGCAAAGUGGGUCUUGCUAUUCAGUUAAAAAGCAAGAUGUCUGAAUGGAAUUGCAGACCGAAUGUGGUUUCGUAUGUUGUAAUCAUAGAUACUCUUUGUAAAGGAGGUUUACUUGAUGAAGCUUUAGUUCUCUUCUCUGAAAUGCUUGACCAUUCGAAUGCUGUACCGAAUGUAGUUGUUUACACUUCUUUGAUUAACGGGUUUUGUAAUUCAGGCCGGUUAAAAGCAAGAAAAUGUUUUGAUGAAAUGAUGGAUCGAGGGAUUUCACCCGAUACGGUAACUUUUAAUAUAUUAAUAGAUUCACAUUGUAAAGAUGGGAUGAUGGAAGAUGCCUGGGGUUUAUUUCAACUAAUGGACAAGUUGAACAUUCAACCUGAUCAGAUUACUUAUAAUUCAAUGAUGGAUGGUUUGUGUUUGACAGGUCAUCUGGAAGAAGCUGUUGAACUGUCUGACUCGAUGGUGGAUAGAGGCCUUGCGCCAAAUGAGUUCAACUACAAUGUGCUAAUCGAUGGGUAUUGCAAGAAUCGUAAGAUGGACGAAGCUAUGCAGCUAUUCAAGAAAAUGAAACGAAAUGGAUUGCAACCAACAACAGUCACUUACAAUACAUUGUUAGGGGGUCUAUACUGUUAUGGAAGAGUUAGGGCUGCAAAUAAUUUGUUUGGUGAGAUGCAAGCUUUUGGUCCAUCUCCAGAUACUGUCGCAUACGGUACAGUGUUAAAUGGGUACUGCAAGAACGGAAAAGUGGAGGAGGCAGUAGAAUUGUUUGAAUCCAUGGAGAAUGCAGGUAUGAUAGCUAAUGCAUAUAUGUACAGUAUUCUAAUUCAUAGCUUUUUCCGAGCCGGCAAGUUGGGAGAUGCAAGAAAACUAUUUAAUGAAAUCCCCAAUAAAGGAGUAGCACCUGACGUAGUAGUAUAUAACACAAUGAUCAAUGGCCUCUUUCACAAUGUGAUGUCAUUGGAAGCUGAAAAACUAAUCAUCGAAAUGGAAGAGAAGGGUUGUUUACCAAACGCUAGAACAUGUGAUAUCAUCAUUCAGGCUUUUCUUAUAGCAAAGGAGACUGACUAGGCAUUACAUUUUCUUCGCAAGAUGUGUGAAAAAGAAUUUGUACCUAGUGAUUCUGUUUUUUCCUUUUUGUUGAAAACUCUCUAGGCAGAUGAGCUAAGAAAUCUAUAAUCUGAUAAAACAUAAAAUUAGGCUCUUAUUGUCCAUGUGGGAUUAUUUCUCAACAUUUUCCCAUCUUCGGAAAUGAUUUACAUCAACAACAGAAAAACUACAAAUGCAAA